Paramecium tetraurelia is the source of this 1446-nucleotide messenger RNA. RefSeq lists its product as uncharacterized. Gene Ontology annotation, molecular function: protein binding. The transcript has 4 exons. NCBI's taxonomy places the organism in Eukaryota, Ciliophora, Oligohymenophorea, Peniculida, Parameciidae. The record is from RefSeq and is a predicted model, not a curated record.
AUGAAUAAAACAAUAGAAAGAAAUGAAAAUGGAACUGUAAUCAUGAAUUUAAGAAAUUUAAAGAUCAUCUGUGAUAGAAAAGGUCUUUAUCAGACUCCAGAAAACAAUGAGACUAUUUAUUUGCAUUAUUUAGGAUUCGACAAAAUUCAAAAUCUAGAACCUUAUAAAAAUUUAGUAGCAUUAUGGUUGAAUAACAAUGCAAUUGGUAAAAUUGAGAAUUUAGAUGAACUCACCUAGCUUGUUAAUUUAUAUUUGAAUCAUAAUCUAAUUUAAAAAAUCGAAAAUCUUUCAUUUCUGACAAAUUUGUGCACAUUAAAUUUGAGUCAUAAUUCAAUCAAGAAAAUUGAAAAUUUGCAAGCAUUAACUAAACUCUAAAACUUAAAUAUUUCAAAUAAUCAUUUAGCAGGUUAUGAAUCAUUAGAGAAUUUAUAAGAAUGCUUGUCAAUUACUAAUUUGGAUUUAUCUAAUAAUUUUAUAUCAUAUGAAAAGCCUAUUUUAGAGUUGUUUGGAAAAACAAAUUUAGGUUGUUUAUAUUUAAAAGCUAAUUCAUUUGUAAGAGAAUGUUCAGAUUAUAGAAAAAUUAUGAUAGUGACUAUUAAAACUUUGAAGUAUCUAGAUGAUAAACCAGUUACAGUAGGUGAAAGAAGAAUUAGUGAGGCUUGGUAAACAGGAGGUAAAGCAGCAGAGUAAUAAGAAAGAAUUGCUUAAAUUGAACAAAGAAAAGAAAUUAAUUAUUAAAACUAUCUACAAACUCUUGAAAGACAAUAGAGAGGGGAAAUGAGAAACAAUCUAUUGACUUAAAAAGAUAAUUUAUAAAGAGAGAUCAGUUUAUUAUAAAUUCUAUUGGCUGAUGGGGAUGAUGUUCAAAAUUAAUUAGAAUAAAAAGAAAAAGAAUUAUAAAACAUAGAAACAGAAUUAGAGAAAUAUAAAAUAGAUUAAUUGACUCCUUAUUAAUGUGUGUUAACAACAAGAGACGAAUUUGGAAAUAUCAUAAUUUUAAACAAAUCAGAAGAUGAAGUAAUAUAAAUUAAGCAAAAGUAUUUUAAUGAUGAUAUCCAACCAUUAAGUGAGACAGAUUUACCAGAUUUUGAAAGUGGGAAUUAAAGUAAUACUCUUACUGAAGACUUGGAAGAUUUAAAUAACAGUAAUUUAGAAUAAUAAAAUAUUAACAAUUAUAUUUAUGAAGAUAAAAAAGUAAAGAUUUUAAGGGAAGUGAAAGACAAGAAAGAAGGAUGGACUCUAGAAAAUGAAUAACUGCUAUAAAAUUUAUUGAUCUUUCAUUAAUUUGACUAUUAGAUUGUUAGCAAGGAACUUAAAAAAAAAAUGGAAGAAUAAAAUUCUAAAUUGAAAUACUUAGAUCCUGAAGAUCUUAAAUUAAUUUGGACAUAUAUUGAACUUACGAAGUAAAAAAACCACAAACCAUAAAAUUUAGAUGGAAUUGAUUGA